AUGGAGACAGAAAAGCUACACCAGAUCGGCAAAGAUCUGGGGCUAACGGGCGUAGAAUUGGCCCAGUUCAUAAAAGAAGAAGCAGAAUUAAAAAGAGAAGAAUUGAAAAUAAGGCAGCUGGAGUUAAAAAGAGAGUUCCCUGUGGUAGAUGAGGUGACACAUCACAACACUGCGAACACUAAGGUAAAGUACCCCAAGCUACCAGUAUUCAAUGACAAGUGUGAUAACAUUGAUGCAUAUCUUCAACGGUUUGAAAGGUUUGCUAGGAAUGCAGAUUGGCCUGAAGAAGUGUGGGCUAUCAGUUUAGCUUCCUUAUUGCAAGAGGGUUUUAGAACAAAAUUUAGAAAUUGUAAAUUUUCCAUGGGUGAGACUGCCAAACAGCUAAUAGCAAGAAUGACAAAACUGUUUGAGAGAUGGACUGAGAUGGCGGAAUGUGAAAAGGAGUAUGAGGCUUUAAAAGAGCUGAUUAUAAGAGAGCAAUUUCUAUUCUCAUGUGGUCGUAACCUAAGUUUAUUCCUGAAAGAACGAUCUCUGAAAACUCUACAAGAUCUACAGGAGAAUGCUGACCGCUUCCUCGAAGCCCACGGAAACCAAGUAACCCGAGCGACAACGCACCAAUUGCCCACGCAGGUAUUCCGCCCUCCUCAACCCUCCACGCCCAGCAUCACAACACGGAAAAAGGUGCAGUGCGGGGCCAGGCCACCAAAUGUCCGAGGAAAAACGAGCCAACCACAACUGCGGAAGGAAGACACAGCUGCACCCGUAAGUAGUGUUGUAAUUGCACCAGAAACUAAUGUGAAAUGGAAUCGAGGAGAAACAAAGGAAAAUGAAAGGAAUGAUGUAGAUGGAGAGGAACUAUGUGGAGGAACUCUAGCCAAAGGUAAGAAGUUGAAGACUGCCAGAGGAGAAGUUGAAGGAAGAAAAGUCGUAGUACUGAGGGACACGGGAUGUUCAACGGUGUUAGUAAGGAGAAGUCUGGUUCCGUCGUCUAAGCUGACUGGUAAGGAAGUGGGAAUAAUGAUGGCAAAUUCUGAAAUAUAUUAUUACCCUGAAGCAAUAAUUGAUGUCAAGACCCCCUAUUAUGCGGGGAGGGUGAGCGCCGUGUGUCUACCACAGCCACUGUGUGACCUGAUAAUUGGAGAAAUACCAGGAGUGAGCACAGGUGAAGGCGACGCACGAAUGGAAAAGUGUGGAGUGAUGACGAGAAUGCAGAUUAGAAGAGAUAGUGAGUGUAAAAGGAAGACCCCCAGCGUUGAAAAUAGCAGAGGAGGACUGCUGUACAGACAGGUCACAACGGGAAAAAGACAGCGGGAUCAGCUUGUUGUUCCUCAGACGUGUCGCCAAGCUAUCCUGGAGCUGGCCCAUUCAGGCAUUAUGGGAGGCCAUUUGGGCAUAAGCAAAACUAAAGACAGAAUACUUGCACAUUUCUUUUGGCCAGGUGUUACCGUAGCCGUGACCCGCUACUGCAGAUCAUGCGACGUGUGUCAACGGACGGUGGAUAAGGGGAAGGUUAGCAAGUUCAAACUGGGUGACAUGCCGCUCAUUGGUGAACCAUUUUCCCGCAUGGCCGUGGAUCUGGUGGGGCCGCUGGAGCCACGAUCAUCAAAUGGCUCUCGAUAUAUCCUGACGGCAGUAGAUUACGCUACGAGGUACCCCGAAGCCGUCGCCCUUCCAAACAUUGACACGCCCACAGUAGCAGAGGCCUUGGUAACAAUCUUCAGCAGGGUAGGUGUGCCUAGAGAGAUCUUGUCUGACAGGGGGACACAGUUUACCUCUGAUGUAAUGAAAGAAGUGUAUCGCCUGCUUUCCAUUCAAUCUUUAACCACUACACCAUACCAUGCUAUGUGCAAUGGCCUCGUUGAAAAAUUUAACGGGACACUAAAGAAAAUGCUUAAAAGGAUGUGUUGA
This is a messenger RNA of Penaeus monodon (black tiger shrimp), 1908 nucleotides long. RefSeq lists its product as uncharacterized. Bases 1 to 1908 code for a protein of 635 amino acids. The transcript is spliced from 5 exons. Lineage: Eukaryota; Metazoa; Arthropoda; Malacostraca; Decapoda; Penaeidae. Gene Ontology annotation, biological process: DNA integration. The record is from RefSeq and is a predicted model, not a curated record. Gene Ontology annotation, molecular function: nucleic acid binding.